Molecule: messenger RNA, 1393 nt
Organism: Eucalyptus grandis
Lineage: Eukaryota; Viridiplantae; Streptophyta; Magnoliopsida; Myrtales; Myrtaceae
Product: zinc transporter 5
Exons: 10
Coding region: 192-1259 (355 amino acids)
Source: RefSeq, a predicted model, not a curated record
ACUCUUCUCUCUCUCGCGGAACAGAGUCGCACCGUUUGCUUAGCGCUGCUGCUGUUCGGGAGACGGAAUCGAAGCUCUUGCUCGGUACGCGCUGAAGCGUCGGAGCUCGCAUUCGGCUCUCGAAUUCGUCCGCGAUCGAGCUCGUUCAACCACCUUGUGAUCUGUGCUGAAUCGAUUGGCGUCUCGCGAACAUGAUGUCGCCGAAGCAAACCUCGGAAGAUCGAGGAUCGCCUCAGUUCGGGCACACACCCUUCCAGAUAAUUCAUAUAUUGGGCAACUUUUUGAGAAUAUGGUCGGUCUACUCAAUGUACCGUUACUUGACUCAGACGGGAGCAUCAGUUGUGCUCUUCAUCUUCUGUUGUCUGGUCCCUGCAACAAUCCUGUUUUUGUUCCUGCAGAAGCCUUGGAAGGGUAGACCACUCUCUAAUACUCAGGUCGUACCUUCGGUGAUAAAUGGUGCCAUAACGGCUUUCUACUUUGUUUUGUGGGGAAAGGGCUUGAAACUAUGUGGACCGCUUAGAGCUUUAAUGGCGGAGUAUUCUGGUGCUGUUCUUGGGGUCUUAUCUGCUGUACUCUAUGGACAAAGACAGCAUGUAUGGAAAAAGGUUGGCGGGUUGAUGGCAAUGGUGGCGUCUUUCUACCUGUUGUCGCAAGGAUGGGCUAUGGCCUCAUAUUUUCCAAUAAAGUUUGGAGAAAGUCCCGAUACUGGCGAUCAGACAGAACACAAUCUGGGUAUGAAAGAAAUGAUACUUCCAAUCUUUGCGGGAAUCCUGUCAGCAUUGAGGAGAGUGAUUGCACGACGUGUCUCACUCAAGAAUCAAUAUAAAAGAAGACUUCAUGCAAUAACAGUUGCUUCCGCGACAUGCUUUCUGUUUCCUGUGGCAAUGUGGGAUAUGAUCAUAGGAUCAGAGUCUGCUGAUAGCAAGGAUUUACCAUUUUCAACAUGGGCUUUUAUAAGCACCAUUGCUUUUGGGAUUAUCUUGAUAUUUUACAUUGACAAUAUUGCGGAGGAGAGAUUGCACAUGGUUUUUUCUUCUCCACGUCAUCUGAUGGUAGCUGGUGGAUGUAUCAUAAUCAUGGAGAUUGUUUACCAAGUGGACUUUUCUCUUCUGGGGUUUCUAAUUUGUGCCUUAAUACUGGGCUUUGGGAUACAUGCAGCAACUUCUUUACAGCGUCCUAGAGGAGAUUCUCUCCAAAAAUCAAGCCUUUCUGAUGACAUUUUUGGGGACCAAGUACAGAUGUCCCCACUUCCAACUUGAAAGUUCUUUAUGAGGUUUGAAUGAAUGUUGGAUGAACCCAUAGUUGCUCACAUAGCUUUGUCUUAUUGAUUCCUGUGUUCUGAUAUAAGUUGGGACUCUAUCGACAGUUGAUGUGACAUCCGCAAUACCUUCUG